Molecule: messenger RNA, 2785 nt
Organism: Camelus dromedarius (Arabian camel)
Lineage: Eukaryota; Metazoa; Chordata; Mammalia; Artiodactyla; Camelidae
Gene: BAALC
Product: BAALC binder of MAP3K1 and KLF4
Exons: 3
Coding region: 36-473 (145 amino acids)
Cellular component (GO): cytoplasm
Source: RefSeq, a predicted model, not a curated record
CGAGCGGCCGCCCCGCGCGCCCGCAGCGCGGGAGGAUGGGCUGCGGCGGGAGCCGGGCGGAUGCCAUCGAGCCCCGCUACUACGAGAGCUGGACCCGGGAGACGGAGUCCACCUGGCUCACCUACACCGACUCGGAUGCGCCGCCCAGCAACGCCGCCCCGGACAGCAGCCCCGAGGCGGGCGGCCUGCACGCGGGUGUGCUGGAAGAUGGAUUGUCCUCCAGUGGUGUGUCCCGAUCUGCAGCCCCAGGUGGAAUGCCUAACGCAGAGAAGAAGAUGAGCUGUGGGACCCAGUGCCCGAAUCCUCAGAGCCUCAGCUCAGGCCCCCUGACCCAGAAACAGAAUGGCCUCCGGACCACCGAGGCUAAAAGAGAUGCUAAGCGAACGUCUGCAAAGGAAGUCACCAUUAAUGUCCCAGACAGCAUCCGACAGGUGGACCGAAGUCGAAGAAUCACAAAGAACUGUGUCAACUAGCAGAGUGCAAUUGAAGGGCAGAUGGGCUUCGCUGGUGCCCUUCACAUCCUGGAUCCAUCGAGGAACCUUGAAGAAGUGGGUGACCGUGGUCGCACUGGCCACUGCUGAGUGCCUUGGGAGACUCUCACCCGGCAGCCACCCGCUGCCAGAGCUGUUGGGAUGUUCUCAGCCUCCUAUCAUGUAAAUGUAUAGGGUAAUAAACUGCAGAUGUGCGUUCGUUAGGUUUGCCUCUUGCAACUCCUGCAGUGUGGUCUGAUGGAAAGGUGGUGAGCUAAAGCCACAGGCCAGUUUAGGAAACAGGGAGGCAGAAGCGGUGGUUCCUGGCUGAAGGAGAGUCGGUUCUGAGCUCUCCCAGCUGCAGUGGUGUGCCCUGUCAGGAAGCUUAUCCUUUCAUUCUUCCUUUCAAAUACCGCCAUCAAAGCUUACCAUGUUCACUUAAAAGCUGGCUCUCACCCAACUCUAAGCCCAUACAAAUGUUUCCUGUGUGAGAAGUCAAGAAACAGGAAAACUCUGUUAUUCUUGUUUCCUUAGCUCAGUCUGAGACAGAUUCAGAUCCAAUUUUACACAGACUAACCCCACCAACACCCAGAGCAUGUCCCAGGGAGGCCUCUGUGAUGCAGUCACACCAUUUCUCAUCUCCCUUCAAUGUCCCCCAUGCAGGCACCCUCGUCAGCCUCUGAACCGUAAUAUCACAGUCAUGUUCAGUGCGUCCCAUCUCCAGGCUCAGCAGACAUUGCAUUUUUCCAGCUUUCCACUUCCCUCUGCUUGUGUUCAUGAGCGGUUUUUCUCUCCAGUCAGGUCAUUUGCAAUUGUUAGUCAGAAGCCAGACACUGCUCACAAGAGGGAGGAAAUCCGAACACGUCAGCUUCCCUUGGCCUCUCAGCACACGGCCCCAGGACUGUGUCAUUUUGGUAUCUAAAAGGAAUCAUUUUAGAAAGUCAGUACCUGGUCGGUGUGUGGUCACACUGACUUUAGAUCGACAUGCUCUGUGUUAGAAAUCAGGUAGCUGAUACAACACUGUAAAAUGAUUAUAAAUCAAUAAAAAAUGUUUUUUUAAAAAAAGAAAUCAGGUAGCUGAGGCAGAAAAAAAUUUUUUUUGAUAGAAAUAAAAUUUUCUAGCAUUUCUUUAAACAUGUUAAGUUGGAAGUAUUUUCCUCCAAAGUAAUGUAGCAUGAUUUUUAAAGGACUGUUAAUAUGCCUGGGACUGGGAAAGGUAGGACUAAAGUUGUACCAAAUGACACCAAUAAACUUCAUGUUUAACAGAAAUAGGCAGCCUGAUGGUGUGUGUUUAUCUAACAUGGUCCAGAGAAUUGACACCAGCGGGUUAAAGAUUCAGAUACUCAGCCUCCUUACCUGCCAACUCUGUUAUUUCUCAGACACAAGUGGGCAAUGUCCUUCCUUCCUUCCUUCCUUCCUUCCUUCCUUCCUUCCUUCUUUCCUUCCUUCCUUCCUUCCUUCCUUCCGUUGAUUGUAUAUUUAUUCAUUAAACAUUAAAUGCCAACCCUGUGUCAGGUACCAUGCGGAUGCUGAGAGGUUUGGAGUCUGGCCAGUCAUGACUGUAUAUCCUGACUCUGACAGUGAACUUCAUAACCAGGAGAGUGGCUUAGAUGCAGUGAGAAUCGGUCUGCAAUGUAAUCUCACUUUUAUAUUCAGGAUAGAUUUCUUCCCCAAACUCCAGAUCUGGGCAUUCUCCUAAUCACUGUACAAGCCUUUACCAACCACAAAACUACAGUUUUCUCAAACCUUUAUCAUUUUGUGAUUCUCUGAGAAAGGGCUUUUCGGGAAUUUCAUGUUCCAAAACUUAAAUAAAAUAAAAUAAAGCAAAGCCUGUGGCUCCCAUGUCCCCUCUGGCAUUACUCAGCAGGAGCCACCAACUGCCAAAGGCUGGCAUUGAUCCUGCAGGUUCAAGGGCUCGCUGUCCCAGGGCACGUGCACUGUGCUUUUGUGCUAGUGCUCCUUCACCAGUCACUGUGCUGCCAGCCACGGGCUAAGCCUCAUUUCUCUUUACAACCUUGUGUUUGCGUCACUUAACCGCUGCACGUUGUUUGGAAUUUAUCAACUUGAGAGUGUGUCUCUGCUUUAUAUAGAAACAGUUUCUCACUUCUGGAGGAGAAGGGAAUGCAGGGCAUGUAUGAUCUUCCCCUCUCCAGAACAAUCUGGAUUUCACCAAGACCGGAAGUCAAACCGUGUUACUGGAAAUUCACCUGGCAACUUUUUCAUGUGUGUAUGAUACAGAAACUGAUUCUUACUGUCCUCCUAGCGGAAUGCUUCCUAUUGCAAAGUUUGUGUCAAUAAAGUCAUGAAUUUCAAAC